AUGGCUUCAUGGAUGCCAGCCUACUUCCAGAAGCGCCUGCUACGGACGGCUUUAUCGCGUAUUGCUUUGCUGGAUGUAGAUUCACUAGACCUCGACUCCUUGGGCGUCAACAUCGGCAGGACCAGCACUGUCGAGCUUAAGCAUGUCGGUCUCCGUGUUCAGGAACUGUCGGCUCUGCUGCAACUUCCGCCCAAUAUCCGCCUCCACGUCGCCCGUGUCCUGUCGUUACGCCUGACCGUUCCAGCCAACUUCUUCCAGCAGAGCAUCAUCGCCGAAGUAGAUGGUAUUGAGGUCCACAUCGCAGCAGACGUCCCUGCUGAACACCACGACGAUGCCGAUGACGCAAAGGCCCCCGAACAUCGCAAGACGAAUCGUCGGAUACAAUCCCCCGCUGCUUCCUUCCAGGAAAGCAGCCAGCCGGUCGAGGAGAAACUAGACUUGGAGGCCCGCUACAUGGCCAAGUCGUCUUUGAGUGAUACAAGCGAUGAUCUGGGCACUGGCAUCAGUCUAGGUCUGCCUGCUAUGGUCGCUUCGUUUUUACAAGGAAUCGUGGACCGUGUGCAAGUGAGGAUAAAAGACGUCAACAUCAGACUGUCUCUCCACGAAUCGACUCCCGGACCAUCUCCUAUCAUCUUCAUCGCGAAUCUUGCGAAUAUUCAGGUCAAUGCUGCCGCCCCUUAUGCUGCUGAUACAGAUACGGAUCCUCAAGUAUCUGCUGGAAAGCGAAGACAUAUCGCUCUCGAAGGCCUUAGUGUCCACUAUGUGCGCGAAGAACGAUUCGCUCACACGCGUACCUCCAUGGCCGAUCUGUUCGCUUCAUAUACAUCGAGUGCUACAAGUAGAAAAGAAGAGCAUAAGGGUGACACCUUGUCGAAACCGGAGCCUGCUCUGGCCGAAUCUGGUGUUCUGCCACACAUGAACUUUCCAGCUUACGCACACCUAUCCGACUCGGACAGCGAGAGCCUACCGGAUGAGAUGACACAGAGCACUGCAUCUUUUGAUAUACGUAAUGGACCCGACCUGACAGAAUCUGUUGUCUACAGUCAUGCCGAGGCGGAGAGCAUGUAUCUAAGCGCUGUAGGUCCUGGGCCAGCUCAGGGAACAAGAACAUCUCCGAAUCUGAGGGCUCUUCCAGGAGGCUGGAACUCUGUCAUAGAUGACGAUGAAGACCUAGAUCUUCCAUUCUUGUCGCAACACCUGAAUCAGCAAUCCGAUUCCAAUUUUGAGGAUAGAGCUCUGACACCAACUCUGAGAAAUCAGUCACCCGUACAUGAACGUCAACCUGAAGUCGAAUCUCAAGGUGUAUCCUUGGCAUAUAUUUCAAAGGAAUUACUGGUUAUGCACAGAUUGAACAUCGGCAUUCGUCAGGCUCCACGUGCUAGUAGACCGGCGCACAAAGCGGAAGAUUCGAUCUCUCAAAGUUCGAUGACAACCUCUGCCUUCCAGCAAACCCCAGGUGCGUUCUCGAUCUACGCCGAGGGAGGUCGCUCAUCCGUGCGAUUCAAUGCGCCAGCUACAGAUGAGGCAGCUAGGGUCUCUGAGGAUAGCGAGGCAAUGGACACAACUAUCGAAAUUGAAGCCACUCCGAUAAAGCUACAGCUAGAUGCUGAUGUAGAAAUCAGCAAUCAUCCUCCACCCGCGGAAGUCGGUCUGAAAAUUGGCAAUCUCAUUUUCACGGCCGGAAGCAACAUCAUAUUCUCAUUCGAUACAACGAAGCAGCAGUCUGAAAAGAGGAGUGCUCAAAAUGCGAUCACCGUUACCUCUGUCACAAGAACGACAAUACAGGGACAAAGCGUCAGAAGAAUUGAAGCCGACUUACUUCCUCUUCAUGUUGACCUCGAUCUGGUAAAAUUUGACGAAGACUUCGAGACAUUAGGUGGGAUGAUUGGUAUCGUCGAGAUGAGCUCCUCUUUAUUGUCGAGCGAAUACUUUGCUAAGAAGCAAGAAGUCUCAGCCCCGCCGCGUAGGGGCGUCCGGUUUCGAGAGCCACUGCCUGACGUGAGCGCUGAGCCUGAGAUCAAGUUCGGCGCGCGUUUGGAAGGGUUUGAUAUAAAGCUAGCUUCCAAGUCAUGCUCUCUGGAGUUGCAAGCGUCGACAACAAAGGUUAUACAUCGACAAGCUGGUGUGAAAGUAACCAUUGAGGCACUAUCUCUUACUAUGCCAACGACGAACACGCUGACCAGGCGUUCCAACCUCGACAUCUCUGUCAGAAUGGUCCAAGUUGUUUAUAAACCCACACCUUUGCAGCAAGAUCUGAGCCACCUGAUAUCACUUGUUACUCCUUCCAAGAACAAGUACGAGAACGAUGAUGAUAUUCUGGUCGAUACCCUUAUCAGGCAAAGGAGGAAAGGAUCGGUUCUCAACGUGCACGUAUCGUCCUUCCAAACCUACGUUCAUGAGUGGGACUUUGUACCACAUCUCCAAUUGCUCGGCGGUGAGCUCUCUAAGUUGUCAGCAGUUACUAAGUACUUGCCUGAGGAUGACACUCCUGGAGUAUUGUUUUUGAUCAAGCUUGCCGAUUCACAAAUCAGAGUACCCAUCAACGAACAGUUUGGACUCAUGAACGUCUCUCUCAAGAACAUACAGGUGGCUCACGUCGGCUUGCCAGCCCUCACUGCACUUUCUACGGGUGACGUUCGCCUGGGUCCAGUCGGAGGACAUCACAUAAUCCAUGAGAUGCUCUCAGGAGCUUGUACAGAGGAAUAUCCCAUGCUCAUGUUGCGCAUGGUCGGAGAUGAAGUGGAGCCCGUCGUGAAAGUGAAGCUGUUCAACAUCUGCGUCGAGUACGAUGUUCCUACACUUCUCUCUCUCACCAGUACCCAGACUGCCUUGGAAGUGGAGCAAAAGGCGCAAGAUCUUGCCGCAUCUCUUCUAGAGAACCCAAACCCAGGACCUAAGAAGACGUCGCCACCUGUGUCCGAUGUCAGCAAGUCGUCUGGAAUCGUCAACAAGAAGCUCGCCAUUGAUGUGCUGUUACAUGGCUGCGCUCUUGGUUUACAGCCCACGGAGCUGAGGUCGAAAGGGCUCCUCUUACUGGAAGACACGAAGUUUGGUACUUCUGUCCCGCCGGACGAGUCCUUCGAAGCUGUUCUGAACAUCCGACAAGCAACGCUCUAUGUUGCUGAUCAUGAAGCAGUGCUAUCCCCUGAUAGUCUGAUCUCUCCUACUUCGUCUUCUCAGCCAAAUCAUUCACUACGUUUGCAAAACAAUCUUUUGGACAGAGGCUACGUUUCUGUCAGCUCGAUCAGAUCUGCUCAGGCUACAGUGUGUGUUCUUGAAGACGAUCUCAAUCAUGACAAGUUCGUCGACGUCGAGCUUCGUGACGAGUUCUUCCUAUUGGAGACAUGUGCCGAUUCUACACAGACUCUGAUCUCUGUGCUCAAUGGUCUAUCGCCACCUGCAAUCGCCAACGAUGAUCCUAAGUUUCGCCCUCAACCCCAUCAUGGGCUCAUGACACUGGACGAUAUGGUAAACUCUUUCUCUGGAGAUGCGUUCGUUAAACCUGGCCAUGCUCCCUCUGCUUUAUUCGACGCCGAGAUGGAUCUGCCACUAGCUGAGGAAGAUAGUCUGAUGGUUGGGUCAGAUAUCACAUCGGGUCUCUACGAGGCAAUGCACGCGGAUAUGGGCUUGGAUGACGAGGACUUCUACAGCGGAGCCCACGAGCAGCAAAAACGAUUCCCAGUGCAAGUCAGGGUCAGGGAUGUUAACAUCAUCUGGAAUCUGUACGAUGGUUACGAUUGGCGCCGCACCCGCGAGGCAAUCACACAGGCCGUUGAAGAGGUGGAAAUGAAGCUCGAAGAACGCAAGUCGAGCAGACGAAGGUCCAACACCCUUGAGGACGACACCGAGACAGUCAUCGGCGAUUGCCUGUUCAACUCCAUCUACAUCGGCGUACCUUCUGCUCGCGAGCCUGCUGACCUUCGCCAUUCGAUUAGCAAUCUAAUAAAUCAAGGAAACGAGGCCGCCAGUGAGACAGAAAGCUAUGCCACUACUGGCAUAUCCAGACCGAGUCAAGCUGAUCUCAGCCGCCAGAAGAGGCUUCGGAAAAAGCGACUUCGACUUCAACGAGGUGCUUCACACAAGCUCGGAUUCGAGCUCAAAGGAGUCUCACUCGAUUUUUUGAUACACCCGGCUGGAAGCAGCGAAGUACAGAGUUCGAUCGAUGUGAGGGUGACGAACUUCGAAAUCUACGACCACGUGCCGACCUCGACCUGGAAGAAAUUCUUGACGCUCCACAACGAUAAGAAGAACAUGCGCGAGAUGAUGAAGCCUAUGAUCCACCUGGAGCUCUUGAAUGUCCGACCUGUACCAGAAUUAGUAGCCACGGAGAUGACUCUACGGGUUUCUGUUCUACCGCUACGCCUACACGUCGACCAGGAUGCACUAGAGUUCAUGACCCGCUUCUUCGACUUCAAGGACGAUUCGUCCAAGCCGGCCGAUAUUGCUGUCGAGCCACCAUUUAUACAACGGUUGGAAGUCAACACCGUCAGCCUAUGCCUAGACUACAAGCCCAAAAAGGUCGACUAUGUCGGCUUACGAGGUGGUCGCAUGUCUGAGUUCAAGAAUUUUGUGACUCUUGAAAAGGCCGACAUCAAGCUCAAGCACGCGAUCAUCUACGGUCUCAGAGGGUUCGAUACGCUGCAUGACACCUUGAGUGACAUCUGGACACCAGACGUAAUUCACAAUCAGCUUCGUGGAGUGCUCGCUGGUAUUGGGAUGACAAGACCUCUUGUCGAGCUCGGUAUCGGGAUCCGCGACAUUGUCGCAGUUCCAGUCGCCGAGAUUAGAAAAGAUGGCUUCAAAGUUCGCAGUGUUCAGAAAGGCGCCGUCAAAGCCUUGAGCACAACUUCGUCCGGAUUCGCACGUCUAAUCGCAAAGGUCGCGAUUGGCACGGGCACCAGAUUGCAGGACAUUGAAGACAUGCUCUCGCCAGCUCAACGCUCUGUGAGUAAUCAAGCUUCGUCGAAUGUUGAGGAGGAAUACGAGCAGCCUCUUCCACGUGCUGUCAGCAACUAUGCAGAUCAACCCCUGGGCGUACUUCAAGGCCUGCACUCGGCGCGUCGCUAUCUCGAGCGUGAUCUCACAACAGCAAAGGAUGCUAUAAUUGCCGUUCAGGGCGACUUCAUGGCCAGUGGAACCGCUGCAGGGGCUGCGAAAGCCGUGAUGAGACACGCGCCCACCAUUUUACUGCAACCCGUCAUUGGUGUCAGCCGUGCGGUUGGCCAAACGUUCAAGGGUGUGGGGAACCAAGUCGACCGUGAGCAUGUCAAGAAGUCGGAAGACGUGAGUCCUUUUUCCUUUCCCUAUCUUUUCUCCCUUGAGCCUCUUUUCUUUGUCACUCGGUUGGUUUGCGUGGGCUUUUGCGCCAUAGCGAAGCUUUUCUUUUGA
Messenger RNA from Aureobasidium namibiae CBS 147.97, 5388 nucleotides. RefSeq lists its product as uncharacterized. Lineage: Eukaryota; Fungi; Ascomycota; Dothideomycetes; Dothideales; Saccotheciaceae. Gene Ontology annotation, cellular component: phagophore assembly site; extrinsic component of membrane. Gene Ontology annotation, biological process: autophagosome assembly; autophagy of mitochondrion; piecemeal microautophagy of the nucleus. The record is from RefSeq and is a predicted model, not a curated record. The transcript has 7 exons. The coding region runs from base 1 to 5388 and encodes 1795 amino acids. Gene Ontology annotation, molecular function: phosphatidylinositol-3-phosphate binding.